GGCGGGGCAGCACUGCAGAGAGGAGGUGACACUGCAGAGAAUCAGACAGUUGCACAGACAGACAGACAGACAGACAGCUGAGGGUGUACAAAAUGAGAGGUGUUUGUGCUCUGCUGCUGCCUAUACUUCUGGGUCAAGGAUGGGCAGCUCCUCGGACAAUACAGGGAGGCAGGUCUGAGCAAGUUGUCAGCAUACAGAUCAGAAACCCAUUCUCCAAGGGCCCUGAGGAGCUCAGCCUCCUGCAGGGGUAUCUGAAGGAAAAGGACCCACUGGAAGCCAAUGCCUCAAACCUAAAGAGAGAGACGGCUAUUCUGCACCUCUUCCUCCUCCAUGACUAUGACAAGAGCGGGCGUCUCGAUGGCCUGGAACUCAUGCGGCUUCUCAGUGGGAUCCUGUCCCACGCAUCACCGGGAGAACCAACACAUGAAUCGGUCAUACAUAUGGUGGAUGAAGUCUUAGAGAGACAAGAUUUAAACAGGGAUGGACUUCUGAGUGCCCCUGAGCUUGUGACACCCCCAAUCUAUGCAUCUGAGGAGGAUGUCUCUCAAGACAAUGUAUCCAUGGUCAUCCCACCACCUCAGGAGUCUCAGAGACUGGACAACUUAGAGAAUCCUACAGACACCAAUGAGAAAAAUGAUGAGGAGCUGCAGCCUUUGGAUGUUCAGGCUCUGGAAGUUGAAGAAUCCCUCUCCAAGAAAGAAGCCGGACAUCAAACUCCACCAACUAACUCUCAGGGUUUACCUGAGCAAGAGAACGAGGAGAACAAGGAAGACGCCAUUGUACAAUGGGGGGAAGAUGAGGCUGACGAGACUGUUCCUGACACCAUAACAGGAGAAGAUGGACAACAAAAGGAAAAGACUGAAGGGAUGCAUGAAGAAAGGAGGACAGAGGAUGAGAUGUGAUUGGCCAUGGAAUUAAACAAAUGCUACUUGCUGCCUUGUGCAUGUAGGCCUUUCCCUGAGGAGCAUGUUCGGGAAUAACAGCCGGUGCCCCAGAAGGAUGAAGAGACAAAGGGGGGUAGUGUAGAACAUGGUGUUACUGGGCAUCCAUAAUGGUAAUAGGGAACUAGAUCUAUUGUUCCUUUCUUGUGGUUUUACCCCCUUGAGGGUAAGAGCAAUCCGACCAUGUGGGUAAAUCCACAACACAAUUUGGAUGCAAAUAAUCUUAUUUAAAUGCAAAUUUAUGAAUUUAUCUUAAGAAUUUAAUUUUAUUUGGAACAAGUCAUGGUUGCACAGGCUUCAGAUGAGCCGAUGACCACUAAAGAGUGUCUUGGUCUCCGCUGGCUGGAGAUGCAUGGAGCAUUAAAGAAAGCGUGUGUAAGGUCCAUAACAUGUUUGGCUUGUAUAUCCCACCAACAUGGACUUGUUCUGGACCAUCAAGAACAUCUUGAUCCCAAGCCUCAGGCAACCACUUCUUUGUCUCCUUCUCAUUGGGCUGAGAUUAUUGGCGAGUGCCUGGCUGUGUCUGUUCCAUCAGAACCACUUAUUUCUGCUAAUUCUCAGGUUUCUUUUAAUAAUAAUAAAUGAGUAAUAAGUAA
Molecule: messenger RNA, 1537 nt
Organism: Xenopus laevis (African clawed frog)
Lineage: Eukaryota; Metazoa; Chordata; Amphibia; Anura; Pipidae
Gene: cgref1.S
Product: cell growth regulator with EF-hand domain 1 S homeolog
Exons: 6
Coding region: 93-902 (269 amino acids)
Molecular function (GO): calcium ion binding
Source: RefSeq, a predicted model, not a curated record